Messenger RNA from Hippocampus comes (tiger tail seahorse), 1169 nucleotides. RefSeq names its product rho GTPase-activating protein 11B-like. Gene Ontology annotation, molecular function: GTPase activator activity. Gene Ontology annotation, biological process: signal transduction. NCBI's taxonomy places the organism in Eukaryota, Metazoa, Chordata, Actinopteri, Syngnathiformes, Syngnathidae. The transcript has 8 exons. The record is from RefSeq and is a predicted model, not a curated record. The coding region runs from base 22 to 1131 and encodes 369 amino acids.
AGGGCAGUCGCACUGAAGGUAAUGCGCACGCUGUCAUCAGGUAGAUUGGUGAAUUCGACAUCGUUUGAUCUGUUACCUUCGACUUGUGAAGUUUCGAAAGAAGAGGGUAAAAUGACAGUCGCAGAAAGAAAAGCGAUUCGAAAAGUGGCCGGGCAGCAUCUCCGUACAGCUUACGGCAUCAAGGUCAAGAAGUGGAACGAAAAAAAACAAGUCCGGUAUGAGUCGACAGCAACCAAGUCGACAAAGGUCUUUGGUGUGCCCUUGGAGUGCUUGCCGUGUUCUCAGAUGGAGUAUGGGAGUGUCCCUUGCUUUCUGGUGGAUGCAUGCAUGAACUUGCUGGAGCAUGUCGACACAGAGGGCCUGUUUAGAGUAUCUGGCUCUCUUGCUCACCUGAAGACACUGCAGAAAAAAUUGGAUUCUGGUGAGGAGUACCUGUCUGCCUGUCGUCCUUGUGACGUGGCCGGCCUGGUGAAGAAGUUCUUCAAGGAGUUGCCUGAACCGGUGCUACCCACCAAGAUGCAGGAGGCCUUCCUCAAGGCACAGCAUCUUCCCACCAAGGAGGACCGCACCUGCGCCACCAUGCUGCUCUCUUGCGUCCUUCCUGAUGCAAGCCAGAGUGUCAUGCGUCACAUCUCCGAGUUCCUGCUAAAAGUGUCCAAGAGGAGUGCAAAGAAUAAAAUGGACUCCGCUAACUUGUCGUUAGUCUUGGCUCCCACCCUCCUCCAGUCCGGAGGAGUUACAAAGAUGGACGGCAACGCAGAGAGACGCCUCCAACUGGAGAGGGAUGUCCUUCACUGCUUUAUAGAGAACGCCCACCACAUUGGUAAGAUGCCGCAAAUGCUUCAAGAGAAGCUUUCUGCCAAGAUGGACCGUGAGCCAGCAUUAGCCAGUUUCAUAGACAAAAUCAAAAGGUCCGUGACGGCAGUGAAAGCGAAGCAAUGGCAUUGCGGCACCUACAAGCCCGUGACGCAGACCUUUUCCCAUCACCCAAAGGGACUCCCUUUGUGCACUUCCUGGACUGUCGUCUCUCAACUGCCAGACACAGCAACAGACACUGAGAUAACACUUGUAAAAAAUCGAAUGAGAGACGAGAAUUUACCGGUCACAAUGAUGUCACAGAGAAGAUCAUGAUUUUCUUCUUUCUGAUUGUACAUUCUUGAAUGUAAUGA